Molecule: messenger RNA, 1746 nt
Organism: Dioscorea cayenensis subsp. rotundata (Guinea yam)
Lineage: Eukaryota; Viridiplantae; Streptophyta; Magnoliopsida; Dioscoreales; Dioscoreaceae
Product: monooxygenase 2-like
Molecular function (GO): FAD binding
Source: RefSeq, a predicted model, not a curated record
AACAAAAGAAACGCCACAUCACACAACGAUCGAAGAAGCACUGAAGCUCAUCGUCGCUGCUCCUCAGCCUCUCGUUUUCCAUGGCUUCCAUACAAACCCUUCCCUCCUUUCCACCCAUUGCUUCACCUUCGAUACACCCAGAGCUCCUCGUCCAUGGCGGCGAUGGCCUCCGCUCUCCUUUUCUCCUCAUCUCCAUCUCAUUCUGGAUCUAGGAGGCAAGCGAUUCGGCUAGGUUUCACCUUGAAAGCCGGGCUUGGAACCGAUGCGCGGCGGGAGGAGGUUGUCAUCGUUGGUGGCGGGAUUGCCGGCCUCGCCACCGCUCUCUCUCUUCAUAGGUUGGGUGUUCGCUCGCUGGUGCUGGAGCAGGGGGAAUCGCUUCGGACGGGAGGGACAUCGCUGACGCUUUUCAAGAAUGGGUGGCGAGUUUUGGAUGCUAUUGGAGUUGGGGAUGAGCUCAGGAGCCAAUUCAUCCCGAUUCAGGGGAUGGUGAUGAGAUCGGAGGAUGGGAGAGAGCUGCGAUCGUUCAUGUUUGAAGAGGAGGCUCCUGGGCAAGAAGUUCGAGCUGUUGAAAGAAGGCUGCUGUUGGAGACUCUUGCUAGUCGUUUGCCCGCUGGUGCAAUAUCUUUCUCGUCAAGAGUGAGGAAAAUCGAGAAGCAGGGGAUGGAUGAAACUUUGCUGGAACUUGAUAAUGGCAACAAAAUACUUGCAAAGAUUGUGAUUGGUUGUGAUGGUGUGCGCUCACCAAUAGCAAAAUGGAUGGGAUUUGCAGGACCUAACUAUGUUGGCCAUUGUGCAUUCCGAGGCCUUGCACUCUAUCCUGAAGGACAACCAUUCAAACAAAAAGUUAAUUAUAUUUAUGGAAGAGGCUUGCGGGCAGGUUAUGUCCCAGUUUCUACUACAAAAGUCUAUUGGUUCAUCUGUUUCAACCGCCCCACUCCAGGGCCAAAGAUCACUGAUCCAGCUCUUCUGAAGAAAGAGGCCAUAAUGCUGGUGAGUAAUUGGCCUCGGGAGCUCUUAGAUGUCAUUCACAAAACCCCUGACGAUGUUGUUAUCAAGACACCACUUGUCGAUCGGUGGCUUUGGCCAGGCUUAAGCCCACCAGCUACUACAGACAAUGUUGUGGUAGUUGGUGAUGCUUGGCAUCCUAUGACACCAAAUCUCGGUCAAGGCGCUUGUUGUGCUUUAGAAGAUGCCAUUGUUCUAUCAAGAAAGCUCGCAGGUGCAAUCAAGAAUGGACCAGAAAGCAUAGAUAAAGCUCUCAGAGAUUACAGUCUGGAGAGAUGGCCUCGGAUUUUCCCAUUAACAAUCCGUGCCAACCUUGUGGGGGUGCUAUUGCAGUGGGACAAUCCAGUUGUGUGUGCAUUCAGAAACAACAUCAUGAUUCCAAAGCUGGUGAGACUGGGACCCUUCUUGGAGCACACCAAUUUUGAAUGUGAGUUGCUGGAACCAGUAGCAUCUGUUUGAUCUGGAUCAAAUUCAAAUGCACUUCUCCGUAGGUAAUGAAACUUCAACCAUUAAUUUUUUAUACAUAGCCAUUAUCAAUUAUACAUGCCCAUACUCUUCCAUGCAAUCUGAAAAUACAUACUGAAAGUGUCAUAAUCAGGAACUUAAUUAUUUGUACUAUUGUUAUUGCUUAUUUUAGGUAAUUGUGUGUAUACCUCUCACAGAAGUGUGCAUAAUUGGGUGUAUAUCCACAUAAAAAUCCUAUUUGCUUCUAUACUUAAAGAUACAUCCAUUUGGUCAAAA